Molecule: messenger RNA, 2212 nt
Organism: Cygnus atratus (black swan)
Lineage: Eukaryota; Metazoa; Chordata; Aves; Anseriformes; Anatidae
Gene: SLC34A1
Product: solute carrier family 34 member 1
Exons: 13
Coding region: 80-2107 (675 amino acids)
Biological process (GO): sodium-dependent phosphate transport; intracellular phosphate ion homeostasis
Cellular component (GO): apical plasma membrane; vesicle; brush border
Molecular function (GO): sodium:phosphate symporter activity
Source: RefSeq, a predicted model, not a curated record
GCCAGAGGGACGCGUGGAUGUGGCAUGAGGACAUGGCACUGCCCUGACUGCUUGGCCAGCCCCAGAGUCACCCAGAGCGAUGCUGCCGUACCGCAGGGAGAGCCCGGCCAUGCCCCGCUGCCCGGUGCGGGGAGGAAGGGUGGUGCACGGGCCCCAGUUCGCCUACUGCCCCAGCCCCCCAGCUCUGCACAGGCUGCCGGGUGCCCACGCCUGUCCCUUCGCCGUGAGCACGGUGACUUGCCCUGACCAUGGCUUCCUGUGCCCCGGCUCCCCGGGGAGGCUGGUGGAGGGCAUGGAGCGCUACGAGCUGGACGCGCUGCCCUGGCAGGGGCCCCGGCUGGGCUUGGACGAGCUGCAGAAGCCAGAGCUGGGGUGCUGGGCGAGGGUCCAGUCCAUCUGUGUCUCCCUUCUCAAGGUGCCCCUGAUGUUCGGCUUCCUGUACCUCUUCGUCUGCUCCCUGGACGUGCUCAGCUCUGCCUUCCAGCUGGCCGGAGGCAAGGUGGCCGGGGACAUCUUCAAGGACAACGCCAUUCUCUCCAACCCCGUGGCCGGGCUUGUGGUGGGCAUCCUGGUGACUGUGUUGGUGCAGAGCUCCUCCACCUCCACCUCCAUCAUCGUCAGCAUGGUCUCCUCGGGGCUGCUGGAAGUGCGCUCUGCCAUCCCCAUCAUCAUGGGCUCCAACAUCGGCACCUCCGUCACCAACACCAUCGUGGCCCUCAUGCAGGCCGGUGACCGCAGCGAGUUCAAACGGGCUUUCGCCGGUGCCACGGUGCACGACUGCUUCAACUGGCUGUCCGUGCUGGUCCUGCUGCCGCUGGAGGUGGUGAGCGGGUACCUGCACCACGUCACCCGCCUGGUGGUGGCCACCUUCAACAUCCGCAGCGGGAAGGACGCCCCCGACCUGCUCAAGAUCAUCACGGAGCCCUUCACCAAGCUCAUCAUCCAGCUGGACAAGUCGGUGAUCACGGGCAUCGCCACGGGGGACGAGAGCCUGCGCAACCGCAGCCUCAUCCGCGUGUGGUGUGGCCCCGCGCCCCCCCAGACAGCUGCCGGGGGGCUUGGGGCCCCCCCAAACUGCAUGUCCCCCGGCCACUGCAGCGGUAACAGCAUGGAGAGCCUCCACAACGUCACCAGGCAGAAGUGUGAGCACCUCUUCACGGACACGCCGCUGCCGGACCUGGCCGUGGGGCUGGUGCUGCUGGCCGGGUCCCUCGUCGUGCUCUGCACCUGCCUCAUCCUCCUGGUCAAACUCCUCAACUCCGUGCUCAAGGGGCAGGUGGCCAAAGCCAUCCAGAAGGUCAUCAACACUGACCUCCCGCACCCGUUCAGCUGGCUCACCGGGUACUUUGCCAUGGUGGUGGGCGCUGGGAUGACCUUCGUCGUGCAGAGCAGCUCUGUCUUCACCUCGGCCAUCACGCCCCUAAUCGGCUUGGGGGUGAUCAGCAUUGAGCGUGCCUACCCGCUGACCCUCGGCUCCAACAUCGGCACCACCACCACUGCCAUCCUGGCCGCCCUGGCCAGCCCGGGGGACAAGCUGGCCAGCUCCUUCCAGAUCGCCCUCUGCCACUUCUUCUUUAACAUCUCCGGCAUCCUGCUGUGGUACCCGCUGCCCUUCACCCGCCUGCCCAUCCGCAUGGCCAAGGCGCUGGGCGAGCGCACGGCCAAGUACCGCUGGUUCGCCGUGCUGUACCUCAUCGUCUGCUUCCUCCUGCUGCCCUCCCUCAUCUUCGGCAUCUCCAUGGCGGGCUGGCGGGUGCUGGUGGGGGUGGGCGCCCCCUUCCUCGGCCUCCUCUUCUUCGUGGGCCUGGUGAACGCGCUGCAGGCGCGCAGCCCCGGCCGCCUGCCCAAGUGGCUGCAGACCUGGGACUUCCUCCCGGCCUGGAUGCACUCGCUGCAGCCGCUCGACAACCUCAUCACGCGCGCCGCGCUGUGCUGCACCGACCGCUGCCGCAGCCCCGAGGGCUGGGACGAGCGCGAGGGCGCAGCCCGCGACAAGGCCAGGCUGGGGCUGGACAACCCCGCGCUCUCCUACCCCGAGGAGGUGCCGGGUCCCGCGGUCCGGGUGGGCUCCCCCCGCCUGCCCCCGCACGGCGCCACCCGCCUCUAGUUGGUACCGGGCUCCUGGCCUCUGCGCUGGUUUCCAGUGUCCCCGUUCAGCUGGUGUCUAAUAAAGGCCGAGCACCCAGGUGUGUGAGGCUUCACCUGCCUGCCC